UUCAUCGAUAAUGUAAGGCGCGGCCUCCGUGCAUCUUUUUCUCCUCUACUAUACACAACAAUCGAGCCUUUUCUUGUCCUCUUUUUGUCUUCCUUGUCUACAGCCCAACAGCGACAGCCUCCUCCCAGCCAUGCCGACCGAACAAAUGAGCAGUGCCAACAAGCCCCUCAGCGCCGAGGGCCGGACAUACCACGUCGAGACCAAGUAUGGUGAAGUUGCUAACCGCAUCAUCACUGUCGGCGACCCGCAGCGCGCUCGCAUGAUGUCAAAGUUCCUCGACAAGGUCCUGUUUGAGCGGUCCUCGCACCGUGGGUUCCUGACGAUCACCGGGAUCUACCGCGGGCUGCCGGUCUCGAUCGUGGCCAUUGGCAUGGGCCUGUCGAUGAUGGACUUUUUUGUGCGCGAGACACGUAUGGUGGUUGACGGUCCGCUGUCGAUUGUGCGGUUUGGCUCGUGUGGUUCCAUCGGGGAAGCCAAGACCGGCGAUGUGAUUGUGGCUCGGUCUGCGUUUGGUAUCUCGCGCAACUUUGACUACUUCCGGACCCCCUCUGACACGCACAUUAGCGACAAGCCGUACAUUCUGUGGCGCGCAUCGCCGGCAGACUCGCAGCUGACUGAGUGCGUCAAGAGCGAGAUGGGCAAGAGUAUCGGAAGCGAGCAUGUGUUUGAGGGUGAUGUCGGUAACGCUGACAGCUUCUAUGGAUCGCAAGGCCGCACGGGUACUGAUUUCUACGACGGUAACGAACAUCUGCUGAGGUACAUCCACGAGGUGUACCCGGGAGCUACGGCGCUUGAGAUGGAGAGCCACAUGCUGUUCCACCUGGCCGAGGUCUCGACUGGCGCUAACAAUGAUCAGCCCAAGUCGAUCCGUGCUGCCUGCGCCCUGAUGGUGUUCGCUGACCGUACGGGCAACUCGUUCAUCAGCCCUCAGCGCAGCGCCCAGGUCAUCGAGAGCUGUGCCCGGGCACUGUUCGACAGUCUGGUGGCAGACAUGCCUUCACAGGAGGGUUUGCACCCGGCCGAAGGCAGCGUAUGGGCCAACGAGCUGGCAAAGUAAGCUAAAUAGCAUAUUAACACCAGCUCUCUUCUGCAAAUAUACACUGUAUCACGCCAUCUUGCUUCAUGCAAAACAACACAUUUGUGUGCAGACCAGGGGACAUUCGCUCAGGCCCGGAUUUAAGCUGGCUGAUGUAUAUGGAGCUGGAAAGGGCAUGGUGCGACACUGGCACAACCACACAACAAAGGCUACUCCCCUCGGCGUCUGCACCAACCUAAGGGCGCCAAGGACACUACGAGAUUCGCCACCUACGCAGUGGAUUCAUGUGCAAUGCUGAGGGUGCCCUUGUUGCCUGGCGCCAGCUUGAGC
Molecule: messenger RNA, 1366 nt
Organism: Linderina pennispora
Lineage: Eukaryota; Fungi; Kickxellomycota; Kickxellomycetes; Kickxellales; Kickxellaceae
Product: purine and uridine phosphorylase
Exons: 2
Coding region: 131-1057 (308 amino acids)
Biological process (GO): uridine catabolic process
Cellular component (GO): cytosol
Molecular function (GO): uridine phosphorylase activity
Source: RefSeq, a predicted model, not a curated record